Cynocephalus volans (Philippine flying lemur) is the source of this 631-nucleotide messenger RNA. RefSeq names its product ATP synthase F1 subunit delta (gene ATP5F1D). The record is from RefSeq and is a predicted model, not a curated record. Gene Ontology annotation, biological process: proton motive force-driven ATP synthesis. Gene Ontology annotation, molecular function: proton-transporting ATP synthase activity, rotational mechanism. Bases 37 to 540 code for a protein of 167 amino acids. The transcript is spliced from 5 exons. NCBI's taxonomy places the organism in Eukaryota, Metazoa, Chordata, Mammalia, Dermoptera, Cynocephalidae.
CCGGGCCGCCGGGCCGCCGCAGCCACUGUCGCCGCCAUGCUGCCCGCCGCGCUGCUACGCCGCCCGGGCCUGGGCCGCCUCGUGCGCCAGGCCCGCGCCUACGCCGAGGCCGCUGCCGCCCCGGCCGCCGCCGCCCCCGGCCAGAUGUCCUUCACCUUCGCGUCCCCCACGCAGGUGUUCUUCAGUGGCGCCAACGUCCGGCAGGUGGACGUGCCCACGCUGACCGGAGCCUUCGGCAUCCUGGCGGCCCACGUGCCCACUCUACAGGUUCUGAGGCCGGGGCUGGUCGUGGUCCAUGCGGAGGACGGUACCACCUCUAAGUACUUUGUGAGCAGCGGCUCCAUCACGGUGAACGCCGACUCCUCCGUUCAGUUACUUGCCGAAGAGGCCGUGACGCUGGACAUGCUGGACCUGGGGGCAGCAAAGGCGAACCUGGAGAAAGCCCAGUCGGAGCUGUCCGGGGCGGCGGACGAGGCCACGCGGGCAGAGAUCCAAAUCCGAAUUGAGGCCAAUGAGGCCCUGGUGAAGGCCCUCGAGUAGGCGGUUCUGCUGCUGAGAACUCUGCUCCCGAGCCACGUCUUCAAAUGACCUGCCUCCUGCCCUUGCCCCCAUUAAAGACCGAGAAACUUGA